Messenger RNA from Drosophila miranda, 678 nucleotides. RefSeq lists its product as uncharacterized. Bases 129 to 479 code for a protein of 116 amino acids. The record is from RefSeq and is a predicted model, not a curated record. NCBI's taxonomy places the organism in Eukaryota, Metazoa, Arthropoda, Insecta, Diptera, Drosophilidae. The transcript has 2 exons.
UUGAUCCAGUCAUUAUAGCAUUGAUGACAAGUCCUUCAAAAGAAACAUCGUUCACAUUUGCCAUGAGCUGGCAGAAAUCCUUGCUGACGUUGUACAGAAAUGGACGCCAGCCAUUGUAGCGACGAUACAUGCUCCAAUUCAUCUGUCAUAGGCAAACCCCAAAUAACCCCAAGGCUCUCGGCCACAAUCAGGAUUCUAGACUCACCCACGCGUUUGUAACGGGCGUCUUGUGCAUUUGGCAGUGUAUAUUGACUCCCGCGCGUCCCCUGCCGAGGAGAUUGAGUUUGCAUUUCGAGAAAGUCACAAAGGACUCGCCAUACGACUCGCACUGGAGGUGGGUGAAUCUGGAGAGCGACCUCCAACCCUCGCACCCCAGAACGGAGCAGAGCACAACAGCUGCGGCCAGAAAAUGUCACCGGCCAGAUACAAGUGAUUACGGGUGCAUCCAUGGAGAUCUAAUGAGUUUAUUCGGUGUUUAAAAGGCCCGAACUAAAGCGCAUCCGCUAUAGCCUUAGCUAAACUGUAUUACACUUCAAUAUUUAUAUAUGUUAUAUAUAUUUAUAGCCAUACCACAUUCUUGGGGCAGUAGACAAGUGGAUGUCGAAGUUCGCAUUGGUAGCAAUAGGACCUUUAAAAGUCACUAUCUUUCUGCUCCGUUUAUACUUCAUCUCUCACGAA